GCUUCACCCUUUGGACUUGAAGAUGGAUGGUCCAUGAAGUUCCCUUGCUUUCUUGUGUGGCCCCGAGAGAGAUACUCAAUGCUGGAAAGGGAUGAAUGAUGAUACAAAGCUGCAUCCAUCACACAUUAUCGGAAGGAUCAUGCUUGUUCACUGUAUAAUGUGCGAGUCAAUAUGUUGUGGCAAUCGCAGUGUUUCUACGAAACCAGGACAUUGGACAUCCCGUCAAACAAUGUACAGCGUGACGAAGAAAUUUUCGAUAGCUAGACUUUCUUCGCUAUCCAAUGGAGUUCAGAACCUGGAGGAACAGACAACCGGGCUAGAACAAAGCAUGUCCUAGUUUCCGCAGCGGUACGCAAAGCUUUCCGUUCUUGUAUCGGAGA
Messenger RNA from Aspergillus novofumigatus IBT 16806, 380 nucleotides. RefSeq lists its product as uncharacterized. Bases 92 to 337 code for a protein of 81 amino acids. The transcript has a single exon. The record is from RefSeq and is a predicted model, not a curated record. NCBI's taxonomy places the organism in Eukaryota, Fungi, Ascomycota, Eurotiomycetes, Eurotiales, Aspergillaceae.